This is a messenger RNA of Exaiptasia diaphana, 1100 nucleotides long. RefSeq lists its product as uncharacterized. NCBI's taxonomy places the organism in Eukaryota, Metazoa, Cnidaria, Anthozoa, Actiniaria, Aiptasiidae. The coding region runs from base 33 to 959 and encodes 308 amino acids. The transcript is spliced from 5 exons. Gene Ontology annotation, molecular function: oligosaccharide binding. The record is from RefSeq and is a predicted model, not a curated record.
AUUUGAUAUUGAUUUCGUUUCCAGAAGUCAAAAUGUGUGCAAACUCUUUUGUCCUUUGUGCGUUCAUCGCUUUGAUGACUUUGUGCAGCACGCAGGCCAAUGAAUUCUUGUACAAUGAAAAGCCCGAGGCUGAAUCACUUGAUAAACGAGACUGGAAACCAUUUAAUGGAGGCUUGUUGCUGGAAGGAUGCUAUGAGGUUAGGCCCAGCAAUAAGUGCAGCGUUGUGACGACACCUAGGCCUGUGACGACACCUAGGCCAGUCAAAAAAGUUGGAACAAAAGUAAACCCAGCAUUAUCAUGCAAAGAGAUUCUCGACAAUGACGGAUCAUCACCCAAUGGUGUKUACUAUAUCAAAACACCUCCAACAGUGACCAAAGUGUACUGCUACAUGACUGCCAUACCUGGGUGUGGUGGGGGCGGAUGGACCACUGUCAUGAAGAUCAACGGAAGAAAACAAACAUUUAGACUCCAAUCACCUUUGUGGACCAGCAAAAACUUCUACCUCCUUGCCAAUGGCCAAACAGGCAUCAAUGAMCAAGAGACSAAACUCCCCACCUACUGGACCCUCCCUUUCAAAAGUCUUUGUCUUGGGAUGAGAAUCUCUGGUCAAAUCAACUGGAUUGGUUUGAAUUACAGGGCCAAUUCGCUGUACUCUGUGAUAGCAGACGGUAGAUAUCGAAGUUUCUCUAUUGGUCGUAAGCCCUGGAAGUCACUCAUCGCUGGUUCUUCRCUUCAAAGAAACUGCAAUAAAGAGGGCUUUAAUGUCUUGAAUAAGGCGCGAAUCGGAUUUUUUGCAAACCAAGAAAACGACUGCAAAAGCCCGGAUUCUUACAUCGCGUUUGGCGCCCUUUCCGGAUACUGCUCAGGACGGGCAACAACAGGAAACUGUGUAGCAAGCAGUGGCGGCGAUAAUGGAAUGAAAACRACGCCAGCCUUUGGUUUUGUGCUUGCUCAAUAACCUAACUAGACGGCUGGAAAAGAGGAUUUAAUGACUGAGACGGCACUUGAAGGGGUGUAGCUAAAAUAUAACUGAUAUUGUGGUCAUGUUCUCUUGUAAUAAUAGUGAAAAAUAUCAGCAAUAAAAAGCAUUUUCAAAGCA